Molecule: messenger RNA, 6058 nt
Organism: Haliotis rufescens (red abalone)
Lineage: Eukaryota; Metazoa; Mollusca; Gastropoda; Lepetellida; Haliotidae
Product: slit homolog 2 protein-like
Exons: 2
Coding region: 163-2853 (896 amino acids)
Cellular component (GO): extracellular matrix
Source: RefSeq, a predicted model, not a curated record
UCAUUCGUUUGUUUAUGUGAGACACUACAUGCAGACAGGCAGCGUUCAACCUAUCCCAUCGUGUCCAUACAAAAUACAUGGUGUUUGUUGGUCUCAAAGACAGUUGUUACAAGGUGUUCAUACAAGUUCAAGUGCUUGUGUGUUCCAACGGCAGUUCCAACGAUGAUCGUUCCCCAAGGCAUGAUGAGAUUUACAUGCGUAUCUCUCCUGAUGUGGAUAGUAUCCGGAAAUACAGAACCAUAUUUAUGUCCAGACAGAUGCACGUGCAGUGCUUCGACUAUCACAUGUUCGGGUCUCACACUCUUCCCAGACAUCCGCUCCGAUUCUGCUGUUACUGUGACAAUCACCAGCUCUACCCUUCCACUACCAACCACCGCCUUCAGAACACUGCCAAAACUGACCCAGAUUAGUUUGGGUAAUGUGAACAUCACAAGAAUAGAAAGACGUGCCUUCAAGGAUAUAUCGGGAGGUACUGUGCUGCUGAAUAAUGUCUCCAUCUUGGCAAUUGAAGAGGAAGCAUUCUACAACUUGAAUAGAACAAGGGUUGAUAUUUCUAACUUUGAGAUGGACGUGCUGCCCUCCAGAACAUUUCACAAUGUGUCCUCAUCCUCCUUUACUUUAUCACAUGGACGAGUCACAACAGUCCAGUCACAAGCUUUCAGCAAUAUGGAUGUUUCAUUCCUUAAGAUACACAAUGUCAACAUCACGACCCUUCAGCCUCACGCCUUUCAGAAUGUCACAGCGUCCUACUUUUACAUUUAUAAUUCAAACAUCUCGACGAUCGGUUCAAACUCUUUCGGUAAUCUUACAGCAUCCUUCCUGAAUAUAUACAACGUAAGCAUCAUCUCUAUCCAACCUUAUGCCUUCAACAACAUGACUGUCUCUCAGGUGAAACUGUACAAUGCUAACAUCACCUCUAUCCAGCAAUAUGCCUUCAACAACAUGUCUGCAUCCCACAUGACAAUCAACAAUGCUUACAUUGACAGUCUUCAGUUUCGAGCUUUCAACAACGUGACUGUAUCACAUAUGAGUAUGUUCAAUGUUAAUAUCACCACUAUCCAGCCCUAUGCCUUUCAUAAUAUGACUGUCGCAUACAUGAACAUAUACAAUGCGACCAUCACUACCAUCCAACCCUAUGCCUUCAACAACAUGACUGUCUCUCACAUGAAACUGUACAAUGCAAACAUCACCACCAUCCAGUCUCAAGCCUUCAGCAAUCUCACCAUCUCAUUCCUCAACAUCUUCAGUGUCAACAUUACCACCAUCCAGCCACACGGCUUUGGAGAGAACUUAACUGCCUCCUUCUUCAACUUCUACAACAGCACCAUCACCACUCUCCACGACUACGCCUUUAACAACAAAAGCAGCGCCGUUGUUCGCGCAUUCGUGUACAACAUGGUCGUCACUGAAGGCGGGUGUCAAGCUCUAAACGGGGUAGGGAGGAUCAGGAACGUUACCUUUCUUAGAAAAUGUGGUGGUAUUGAUGAAACAAAUGAUGGUAGCAGACAGUGCCCAGACAGAUGCACGUGCAGUGCUUCGACUGUCACAUGUUCGGGUCUCACACUCUUCCCAGACAUCCGCUCCGAUUCUGCUGUUAGUGUGACAAUCACCAACUCUACCCUUCCACUACCAACCACCGCCUUCAGAACACUGCCAAAACUGACCCAGAUUAGUUUGGGUAAUGUGAACAUCACAAGAAUAGAAAGACGUGCCUUCAAGGAUAUAUCGGGAGGUGCUGUGCUGCUGAAUACUGUCUCCAUCUUGGCAAUUGAAGAGGAAGCAUUCUACAACUUGAAUAGAACAAGGGUGGUUAUUUCUAACUUUGAGGUGGACGUGCUGCCCUCCAGAACAUUUCACAAUGUGUCCUCAUCCUCCUUUUCUCUAUCACAUGGACGAGUCACAACAGUCCAGUCACAAGCCUUCAGCCGUAUGGAUGUUUCAUUCCUGAAGAUACACAAUGUCAACAUCACGACCCUUCAGCCUCACGCCUUUCAGAAUGUCACAGCAUCCUACUUUUACAUUUAUAAUUCAAACAUCGCGACGAUCGGUUCAAACUCUUUCGGUAACCUUACAGCAUCCUUCCUGAAUAUAUACAACGUAAGCAUCAUCUCUAUCCAACCUUAUGCCUUCAACAACAUGACAGUCUCUCACAUGAAACUGUACAAUGCUAACAUCACCUCUAUCCAGCAAUAUGCCUUCAACAACAUGUCUGCAUCCCACAUGACAAUCAACAAUGCUUACAUUGACAGUCUUCAGUUUCGAGCAUUCAACAACGUGACUGUAGCACAUAUGAGUAUGUUCAAUGUUAAUAUCACCACUAUCCAGCCCUAUGCCUUUCAUAAUAUGACUGUCGCACACAUGAACAUAUACAAUGCGACCAUCACUACCAUCCAACCGUAUGCCUUCAACAACAUGACUGUCUCUCACAUGAAACUGUACAAUGCUAACAUCACCACCAUCCAGUCUCAAGCCUUCAGCAAUCUCACCAUCUCAUUCCUCAACAUCUUCAGUGUCAACAUUACCACCAUCCAGCCACACGGCUUUGGAGAGAACUUAACUGCCUCCUUCUUCAACUUCUACAACAGCACCAUCACCACUCUCCACGACUACGCCUUUAACAACAAAAGCAGCGCCGUUGUUCGCGCAUUCGUGUACAACAUGGUCGUCACUGAAGGCGGGUGUCAAGCUCUAAACGGGGUAGGGAGGACCAGGAACGUUACCUUUCUUAGAAAAUGUAACAGCAGUUUAGAAGUGGAAGUCAUACCUCAAAAUGGUGGCAUUGCGCAAGUCACGUAUUUCUAUGACCUUGGAUUUUUCUUUACAUUAGUAACUGGUCUAUUGAUGUUGCAGUAGCUUCAAUACGUCAAGGUCAAGUCAAACACCCUCGUCUGUUGGUAGCUGAGCAGAUGAUGGACCCAAUGACCAGUGAAAUCAACCUCCUGUAGGUAUAUCAAACAAUGACUAAUUGCUGUCAAACAGUGUGUAAGAGUGGUCAUAUCUCAUUAGUUAUACAGUUCAUUAAGGCCUGCUUCUUCCACCACUGUCAAACCCUGUGGAGAAAAACUCUAAACCUUGGACACAAGCGUCUGAACAAGAAAGACCCACAAGUGAGUCUACCCGUGAAGAAUAGGUCGAAUAGGUCUCCAGCAACCCAUGCUUGCUGUAACAGGUGACUAUACUUGUCGUAAGAAGCGACUAACGGGAUCGGGUGGUCAGGCUCGCUGAGUUGGUUGAUGCAUGUCAUCGAAUCCCAUUUGAGUACAUCGAUACUCAUGAUGUCAAUCACUUGAUUUUCUGGUCUGGACUCGAUUAUUUACAGACCGCCGUCAUAUAGCUGGAAUAUUGCUGAGUUAAGCAAUAAACAAACAAACGAGUGAGGCAGUGGGUUAGAAGAGCUUAUGUUCUGGCACUGCGUCCCCAGCAUCUUGUCUAAAACACCAGAUGUUGACUACGUCGUGGACUUCAGAGAUUACAUCGUGAACCCAUGGGUUGAUUACGAAGCGAGAUUUCCCUUGCCGAAACCAAACUUUAGAGCUGCACCACCGAACCACAAAAUAAUCUACUUAGAAAUUAAAAACAGCCUUGCUCGACUAAAAGACCCUCUCCAACAAGGCACAUAAGACUCAACUCGAGUACCUGGAUGCUGUUGGCCACCUACCUCGCCUUUGGUCGACUGAGAAUGAACAACAUGAACAAACCAAGUUUACAAAGUGAACAACAUUAAUGCUUCAUGUACAGUAUAUUUAGGUAUGUUUUCUUGCAAAUGUACACUAUGCAACAUAAUAAAAUGAUAAUAGUCCUCCGUAGGAACGGUCAUUUGUACAACAUGAAAACGAAUAAGUUUAAUCUUCAAAUUGGACUUUUUUCAUUGACUGGAUUAUCCCAAUAGGAUUCUGAGGUAACAAUCAGUUUAUUGCUGUGCACUCAACUAUAAAUUGUGUUGUUUUAAUCUGUCUAACUAAUGGGUGUCUAACAAACGGGUGUCCAACUAAAGGGUGUCUAACUAAUGGGUGUAUAACUAAUGGGUGUCUAACUAAUGGGUGUAAAACUAAUGGAUGUCUAUAACUGAUGGGUGUCUAUAACUACUUGAUGUCUUACAAAUGGGUGUCCAACUAAAGUGUGUCCAACUAAUGGGUGUCUAAAUCAUGGGUGUCUAACUAAUGGGUGUAUAACUAAUGGAUGUCUAUAACUGAUGGGUGUCUUUAACUAAUUGGUGUCUAACAAAUGGGUGUCCAACCUAAGGGUGUCUAACUAAUGGGUGUCUAAAACAUGGGUGUCUUACUAAUGGGUGCAUAACUAAUGGAAAUCUAUAACUAAUUGGUGUCUAACUAAUGGGUGUCGAACUUAAGGGUGUCUAACUAAUGGGUGUCUAAAUCAUGGGUGUCCAACUAAUGGGUGCAUAACUAAUGGAAAUCUAUAACUUAUGGGUGUCCAACUAAUGGAUGUCUAUAUGUAAUGGGUAUCAAACUUAUGAGUGUCUAACUUAUGGGUGUCCAUGUAAUGAGAGUCUAACUAAUGGGUAUCACACUAAAGGGUGUCUAACUUGUGGAUGUCCAUGUAAUGAGAGUCUAACUAACGGGUAUCAAACUAUUGGGUGUCUAACUUAUGGGUGUCCAUGUAAUGAGAGUCUAACUAACGGGUAUCAAACUUAUGGGUGUCUAACUUAUGGAUGUCCAUGUAAUGAGAGUCUAACUAAUGGGUAUCAAACUUAAGGGUGUCUAACUUAUGGGUGUCCAUGUAAUGAGAGUCUAACUAAUGGGUAUCAAACUUAUGGGUGUCUAACUAACGGGUAUCAAACUUAAGGGUGUCUAACUUAUGGGUGUCCAUGUAAUGAGAGUCUAACUUAUGGGUGUCCAACUUAUGGGUGUCCAUGUAAUGAGAGUCUAACUAAUAGGUAUCACACUUAAGGGUGUCUAACUUAUGGGUGUCCAUGGAAUGAGAGUCUAACUUAUGGGUGUCCAACUUAUGGGUGUCCAUGUAAUGAGAGUCUAACUAAUGGGUGUCUAACUUAUGAGUGUCUAACUUAUGGGUGUCUAACUAAUUGAUGGAGGCCACCGUCAGAGUUUGUAGUAUCUCCAAUUGUUUCUGAGCCUCAUAAUGACACAUUGCAGGCUUCCGGUUCCUAUAUAUAAUCACAGCAGCCCAUGUAAACAGAGCCAUGUAAACAGAGCUCGAUAUGAAAUAAUAUAUUUCGCAUAACAUAUAUUAACAGGGCUAGUUUUAUUCACGAAGUAUAUUCUUUUCGCAAAACCCUUUAUACGGCGGUGGUAAAGGGGCGACAGGGAGAACUUAGUAAUUUAUCAGACACUGUUUUCGAAAAAAAUAUAUAAAUUGCAAGUAAUAAAAAUAAAACAUGUAUAUAAUAAAUAGAAAAUUAAAUGUGUUUUCUCAAAUACCACUUUUAUCUCAUCUCGUGAAGUGGGGAGAGUCUAAUAUUUUCACGAGUGACUGCGUCACUCGUGAAAAUAUGAGACUCUCCCCACUUCACUUGAUGAGAUAAAAGUGGUAUUUGAGAAAACACAUUAAAUAUCAUCAAUCUAUAGUAUAAUGGACGUACACAUGCUCAUUGGCACUUCACAAUGGUUCUGCAAAUUCAUAAAGUGAAGUACGACCAAGCCUCGCAAGAUCUUGUAUGGGCUGAUAAACAUCUUCACUGGCGCUUUCACCCUGUGGGCACUUUCAGGAUCGUUUCAUAUCGUUAAAUCAUGACAUUAACGUUUUGCAUUGUUUACAUAACUAGACAUAUUUACAACUGUAUUAAAUACUAUUAAUUGUUGGUUAUGUUCACGUUUGUUUCUGUUGUCAAAAUGUAUAUAUGAUGUUAUGAUAUGUAACCAGGUGAGCUUUCUUGAUGUGUCACGCCUUUCGCAGUUCGAGCAUUUUUGUCUUCAAGUUAGUUUUCGAGUAGUUUUUAUUACCCAGCAUUGAAUUUCUUUGUGGUAAUAAUAAAUAAACAUAACAACAAAAAAACAAUCAGCAUCUGUGGCUGACACAUUCAUUCACCCUUAUGUAGUCUCGUUUGUAUGCUAUCAUUACAAUAAAACAAUUAUUAAACGUU